AUGAAAACAAAAUCACCUUCGUCACGGGGGUCAGUGAUAGACAUCCUUGCGUGGAUCGUUCUGCUGGUGACUUUGGUCUUUUUUGUGCUGACCCCGAUUCUCUUAAAUAAACAAGUCCCAUCUUUGGUUGCUUUAUCCGAUGACCGAACCACCGAUUCAGGGGUCGUCAAAUUCCGCUUGAUCAGAAAAGACGACAAUAACAGUACGUCCAGCAGUUCCGGUGAUUGGAACGACGGCAGCUCCACCGAUUCAGGAUCCUCGGAAACUUCCGAUGAUGAUCCAACUUCGUCAUUCUCUUACUUAUCGUCGUCGUCGUCUUCCUCGUCAUCGUACACAACAAAUUUAUCUAGCUCAUCAGAGGAGUACAGCAGUACUCAUAGCUCUAGCAACGAGCCAUCGACCUCCCAGUCGUCGUCGAUCUCGAGUACCGCUUCCACCUCAUACACUUCUGAUACACCCAAUAGUCAAGCAACUAUCUGGACCACGCAGAGUUCCUCGUCGGCAUCUUCCUCGACAACGGCGUUUACUUCGAGCUUCUCAUGGUCUUCGGACUCAGAUGCUGACCAGUCGUCCUCCGAUCAGAGCACUCAGAACGAGCCUUCAUCCAGUGACCAGUAUUCCUCGACCUCGAAUACCCAGCCAUCAGCCGCCGCAUCGAGCUCAACCUCAUCAUCAUCUAGCUCCACAAGCACGUCGCGUUCUGAGUCAACGACAGAGUCCUCAUCGCCAACCGCAUCAUCUGUAGACGCUUCCUCCACAUCCUCAGCGUCUUCUCAAACGUCGGAAGUCUCUGUGUCGUCGUCGACGUCUGUGUCGUCUUCAUCCACAGUGGCUAGAGCCUCGUCGUCGCCCUCGUCCUCUGUAAACGUAAGCACAGAUCGGUCUUCUGGUGGUCUCUCGUCGAGGAACAAAAAAAUCGUGAUUGGAGUGGUCAUUGGACUUGGUGUGCCGCUGCUCCUGCUGCUCCUGCUUGCACUAUUCUUCAUUUACAAGAAACGGAGAUCAAACAAUGACUACUAUGUUGACUCCAACGGCCGUAUGGUCGGUCUGAUGGAGAGCGGCUGGCUCUCGAAACUGGCAUUUUGGAAUAGAGACAAAAACAGGGGCGAUUUCGGCGACGAUGACGAUGAGGAUUUGAGCGGUUUCAACAAACAGUCAACAGGAGAGACCGGAUUUGUGGUGAAUAGAGCCAAGACUGUUAGACACACCAAUCCCGGGACCACUUUUUAAUUAGGGUAGGUUAAAGAUUGCAUUUAUAUAGCAUAACGAUAUGAAC
Messenger RNA from Ogataea polymorpha, 1276 nucleotides. RefSeq lists its product as uncharacterized. The coding region runs from base 1 to 1230 and encodes 409 amino acids. The record is from RefSeq and is a predicted model, not a curated record. Lineage: Eukaryota; Fungi; Ascomycota; Pichiomycetes; Pichiales; Pichiaceae. The transcript has a single exon.